UUAUCAGAGAACCAUGAGCACUGUGGAGGAGGAGCCGGACCACAUGAUACCAUGAAGAGAAGCCUGCAGGUCCUGAGUGUUCUGCUGAUUCUGUCUGUGCCAGUUGGGCUGGUGUUCUCCACAGAGGAGCUUCAACCCAGCCAAACCCCUCGGGAUUUUGUCUCGAUGUCAACGAGCAGCAGAACCCUCGCCACCCUCUCACCGGGACCCUUGAGCUGGCAGGAGGGUUCCAGGACUGGGGAUCUGCACAUUCAGUCACUGGCCUCUCUAGAAGCCAUCAGUAGACCCACUACUGUCCACUCAUUACAGACACCGAAGAACACUGUACCAUCUGCCAUAAUUCAAACAACAACAGUAGAGGUGCAUCCUUUUGGUUCCAGGGAUCAGGCAAUACCUAGAGUCCCUCUUCCAGAAGCAGAAGCACCCCAACUGACCUCUAGAAGUAUGGUCAAUAGAACAAGCUCUGGGUUUUUCACCACUAAAACCCAAGACCAGAACUUUAGCACUAAUACCGACAAGCCAAGUACAAUCAGUAUAAAGCCAGUGAACCAAGCCACAAAUUCUGGCUCGGGUCAUUCUUUUCUCUCAGGAACUGAAAGUGAUGUGGCCCCUGGUGCCGAGGAUAUUUCGGGGACCACAGAUACUGGAGAGAUGAAGGUGAAGGAGCCCAUUCAACAUCCACCAUCACCUUCAUUGUCUUCAAACUUCAAAACCCACAAAGGGCAGAACACGGAUAAGGAGGCUUCGCACCACACCAUUACAUCGCGUGAUGUGUCUUCAACGGAGAAUCCCACUCUCCCAUUGGAAACGGUGGGAAGAGCUUUGGCACAAACUGGCAUCCAGUCUCCUCCCCCAGCUCUAGCCCUGCCCUCUAACCAUGUUACAACAUCCAAUCUCACUUCUUUAGCGGAGAGCGGAAACUUUGUGGACAUCCAAGGUGAUGGAACCACCAAUAUGACAAUUGAUUCUAUUGUCUCUUUAAAUGAUGCCACAGAUGUUAUCAACAGCACUGACGCCUCAUGGCCUGCAGCAAAUGAUUCGAACAUCUCAGAGGCACCCUCCACAGCUAGCGGGAGCUUCAUGAACAGGCAGGUCCCAGCCACCACGCAAGGCCCAUGGGGGUCUGGGAACCAGUCGGGUCCUGCACUGGGUCCUCCUCACGAAAAAAACACCAUCUGCCUGGACAAAAUGGACAUUGUGUGGUUGGUUCUUGCCAUAAGCGUGCCUGUCUCCUCAUGCUCCGUGCUGCUUACCGUAUGCUGUAUGAGGAAAAAGAAGAAGUCUGCAACUCAGGAGAACAACUUGAGCUACUGGAAUGAUGCCAUCACCAUGGAUUACUUCACCCGCCAUGCUGUGGAGCUCCCACGUGAGAUACAAUCACUGGAGACUGAGGAACAAGAGACGUGUCUGCCCCCUAAUGGUGACUACAGCGACAGCGGCGUGGUUCUGGUUAACCCCUUUUGCCAAGAGACUCUCUUUAUCAACAGAGACAAGGCUUCUGAUAUCUAAACACACUAUAUUAAAAGGAGACAAAAUCCUUGAGGAUUUUCCAGUCCCUUUUAUUUGCUCGCAUUUUUUAAGAAUAUAUAUAUAUAUAUAAAUAAAUAUAUAUA
Messenger RNA from Sinocyclocheilus anshuiensis, 1613 nucleotides. Its product is annotated as transmembrane protein 108-like. The coding region runs from base 52 to 1509 and encodes 485 amino acids. The record is from RefSeq and is a predicted model, not a curated record. The transcript has 5 exons. Gene Ontology annotation, biological process: dendrite extension; postsynaptic density organization; retrograde axonal transport. Gene Ontology annotation, cellular component: postsynaptic density; axon; endosome membrane. Lineage: Eukaryota; Metazoa; Chordata; Actinopteri; Cypriniformes; Cyprinidae.